AUGUCAUGGUCCAAAGUAUGUGAGCGGCGGUACGAACGUCCUCUCGGCGAAAACGAAACCUUCAUCAAGAUCGUGGGCGAUGCAGCUCGUCCAUUCAAUCGUGACCACUGGUCGGUGAAUAUCAUUGCCUCGGUGACCCCUCUGGGCUCGCUCGCCAAGGAGGACCUCUGCUCCCUCUUUCGCGAUGCGUGGAAGGCUUUGCGAUUCCGCCAUCCCACAAUCGCCGCCUAUAUCGUGGACGAGACCAAGUAUGUCUACGAUAUCCCCGAUCUCCCAUCACUUGAGGAGUGGGCGGCGGAGACUUUUCAGAUAGUUGAGGACAAGACAGUAGAUGAGGUCGUCGCAUCUGCCACCCGUGUCCCGUAUGCUACUAUGACUUUCCUUCCGCAGACGGGCGAGCUGCUGGGCCGCUCGCAACACUGGAGAACAGACGGCAUCGAUCCGUCAUCCCUGCCAUGGGGCGAAGAGACUGCCCGGCUAGCACCGUCUAUUGAACAAGCCACUGCCAGCUUCACAACAUCGGAAGAGCAAGACAAGCAGCUAGCCCAACAGCAUGUGGCAAGUUUCGGCCACGCUGUCGGAGCCAUUGGAAUCCCCUCCCACGCGCCAGUGGAGACACUUCCAGGCGGUGCAUGCUUUUGCCCAAGAGAGACAAAGACCGUAGUACAAGGGUGCAAAGCCCGCGAUCUCUCCGUGACAGCAGCAGUACACGCCUCAGUGGCUGCUGCGAACUAUACGCUAGCGACUGCUGACGAUCGGAACAAACAUUAUACAAGUACCAUUCGUUACAGUCUACGCCCCUUCCUACCAGCGCCGUACUCCGGUCGCCAGUGCGCCAGCACAAUCUUCACGACGGGCUGGAUGUUCCCUGUCUCGUCCGAGUCGUCGUGGGCGGAGCGCGCAAAGGCGUACCAUGAGGAGUACCGUAAAGGCCUCAGUCAUGAGUACCUCUCGGCACAUCGCGAGUACGCUAUUGGGCUGUGCGCUUUACUUCGUAGUUUGCCGGAGGACGCUCCUUCGCCGGCUGAUGUGGAUAUCAGUAGCCUUGGUGUGUGCGAGAGGCUUGUGGCAAGAGAGAAGGGGACUGGCGAGCGGAAAAUUCGCGUCGAUCGCAUCUCAGGUGGUCUGGAUAUGAUCAGUAGGCAGCGUAUGUGUCAUGUCUGGACUUUCAGAGACCAGCUCUGUUUCAACUUGGCGUAUAAUGAGGCAUUCUAUGGAAGGGACGAAGGGGAUGCCUUUUUGCAGAUAGUGAAAGAGUCUCUGUUGGAAGAACUGAAGUAG
Messenger RNA from Penicillium chermesinum, 1281 nucleotides. RefSeq lists its product as uncharacterized. The transcript is spliced from 3 exons. Bases 1 to 1281 code for a protein of 426 amino acids. NCBI's taxonomy places the organism in Eukaryota, Fungi, Ascomycota, Eurotiomycetes, Eurotiales, Aspergillaceae. The record is from RefSeq and is a predicted model, not a curated record.